AUGCUCACUGGCAUCAUCCUGCAGUUGGAUGUAUGUGAUCGUAUAUGGCUGUGCCGCAUGUUCAUAUCUGUUCCCGCUUACCAUGAACUUAAGCUCUUCAAUCCACAUUCAAUCUCAACUACUAGUACACUUUGUGUUUUAACUAUCCAAAACAAUGUCACCCCAACCCUUCAUCAGAAUUUGACCUUCCAGUUUAACGACCUCAGCAAGGGAGACACGAUCAUGCUCGCCUGGAGUCCCAACCUGGACGGCCUCUGGGAGGACUUCUUUCCAAUAGUUUGGAAGGUCAGCAAAUUCAGGAAGUCAGGUCCAUGCUGGACUACCGCAACCUACAUGACCCAAGCCCAGGUUGAGAGUGGGAAGGUCAUCAGCGCUGCGACCUCCAUCAAUAUCAAUAAUAGCAAGAAAACAAUCUUAACAGAAGCCAACAUUGUCUAUCAAUUUUCUGUCCAGAAAUGGCUAAAACUUGACCCUGGGGUCACAUUCCAGCCAGGACUGUGCUGGGGUACACUCUUAGUCAUUGACGUUGGUGCCAUCCUCGACUUGUACUAUCAAAGAAGAACCAAGCUAAAAAUACCCCACCUUUGUCUUAUGUACCUGAAGGCUGAAGCGCUGAAGCCCAGACUGGCCUCAGGCCUCCUCCUUAGUGACAAAAGUCUCCGGCCCAAGCUUUCCACCAAUCAGAGCUCUCAACCAAUGGAACUCAUUACACGUCACCGGUUUGAUCCACCUUCUUUUCCUGCUGCAUACACAAGCAUGUUGGUCUGGAAUUGGUUCGGAAAAAGUAUCAAGUCCUACCUUUUGUGCAUUUGGAACAUAGAAGUUAUAACACACAGUCUACAGGCUUCUUUUGAGGUUCAAUCAAGGGGUUUCAUUCCAAAGACCGAUGAGGCAUACCAAAACUCAGUUGCCAAUCAGGCUUGCAAACUUAGGGCAUUUCUAGAACUUCCAAUGCACCCAUCUGACUCUGCAAACCCAUCCAAAGGAUUUGUGGCUAUGUAG
This is a messenger RNA of Suillus plorans, 1002 nucleotides long. RefSeq lists its product as uncharacterized. Bases 1 to 1002 code for a protein of 333 amino acids. Lineage: Eukaryota; Fungi; Basidiomycota; Agaricomycetes; Boletales; Suillaceae. The transcript has 17 exons. The record is from RefSeq and is a predicted model, not a curated record.